Galeopterus variegatus (Sunda flying lemur) is the source of this 3437-nucleotide messenger RNA. Its product is annotated as CUB and sushi domain-containing protein 2. The record is from RefSeq and is a predicted model, not a curated record. The transcript has 18 exons. The annotation marks the transcript as partial. NCBI's taxonomy places the organism in Eukaryota, Metazoa, Chordata, Mammalia, Dermoptera, Cynocephalidae.
UUUCCUGCUUUUUCAACUUCACCAGCCCCUCUGGGGUCGUCCUGUCUCCCAACUACCCAGAGGACUACGGCAACCACCUCCACUGCGUCUGGCUCAUCCUGGCCAGGCCCGAGAGCCGCAUCCACCUGGCCUUUAAUGACAUUGACGUGGAGCCUCAGUUUGAUUUCCUGGUCAUCAAGGAUGGGGCCACCGCUGAGGCCCCUGUCCUGGGCACCUUCUCAGGAAACCAGCUUCCUUCCUCCAUCACAAGCAGUGGCCACGUGGCCCGUCUCGAGUUCCAGACUGACCACUCCACGGGGAAGAGGGGCUUCAACAUCACCUUUACCACCUUCCGACACAACGAGUGCCCGGAUCCUGGUGUUCCAGUAAAUGGCAAACGGUUUGGUGACAGCCUCCAGCUGGGCAGCUCCAUCUCCUUCCUUUGUGAUGAAGGCUUCCUGGGGACGCAGGGCUCAGAGACAAUCACCUGUAUCCUAAAAGAGGGCAGCGUGGUCUGGAACAGCGCCGUGCUGCGGUGUGAAGCUCCCUGCGGUGGUCAUCUGACUUCGCCCAGCGGUACCAUCCUCUCUCCAGGCUGGCCUGGCUUUUACAAGGAUGCCUUGAGCUGUGCCUGGGUGAUUGAAGCCCAGCCAGGCUACCCCAUCAAAAUCACCUUCGACAGAUUUAAAACUGAGGUCAACUAUGAUACACUGGAAGUGCGAGAUGGACGGACAUACUCAGCACCUUUGAUUGGGGUUUAUCAUGGGACCCAGGUCCCGCAGUUUCUCAUCAGCACCAGCAACUACCUCUACCUCCUCUUCUCCACUGACAAGAGUCACUCAGAUAUUGGCUUCCAGCUCCGCUAUGAGACUAUAACACUGCAGUCAGACCACUGUCUGGAUCCAGGCAUCCCUGUAAAUGGGCAGCGUCAUGGGAAUGACUUCUACGUGGGUGCACUGGUGACCUUCAGCUGCGACUCAGGCUACACAUUAAGUGAUGGGGAGCCCCUGGAGUGUGAGCCCAACUUCCAGUGGAGCCGGGCCCUGCCCAGCUGUGAAGCUCUCUGUGGUGGCUUCAUUCAAGGCUCCAGUGGGACCAUCUUGUCACCAGGGUUCCCUGACUUCUACCCCAACAACUUGAACUGCACCUGGAUUAUCGAAACAUCACAUGGCAAGGGUGUGUUCUUUACUUUCCACACCUUCCACCUGGAGAGUGGCCACGACUACCUCCUCAUCACCGAGAACGGCAGCUUCACCCAGCCCCUGAGGCAGCUGACGGGCUCGCGGCUACCAGCCCCCAUAAGCGCUGGGCUCUAUGGCAAUUUUACCGCCCAGGUCCGCUUUAUUUCUGAUUUCUCCAUGUCAUAUGAAGGAUUCAACAUCACCUUCUCAGAGUAUGACUUGGAGCCCUGUGAGGAGCCCGAGGUCCCGGCCUACAGCAUCCGCAAGGGCUUGCAGUUUGGCGUGGGCGACACCUUGACCUUCUCCUGCUUCCCUGGGUACCGUCUGGAGGGCACCGCCCGCAUCACGUGCCUGGGGGGCAGACGGCGCCUGUGGAGCUCGCCUCUGCCAAGGUGUGUUGCUGAGUGUGGGAAUUCAGUCACGGGCACUCAGGGUACUUUGCUGUCCCCCAACUUUCCUGUGAACUACAAUAACAAUCACGAAUGCAUCUACUCCAUCCAGACCCAGCCGGGGAAGGGGAUUCAGCUUAAAGCCAGGGCAUUCGAACUCUCUGAAGGAGAUGUCCUCAAGGUCUAUGAUGGCAACAACAAUUCUGCCCGGUUGCUGGGGGCAUUCAGCCGCUCUGAGAUGAUGGGGGUGACUUUGAACAGCACAUCCAGCAGUCUGUGGCUUGAUUUCAUCACUGACGCUGAAAACACCAGCAAGGGCUUUGAACUGCAGUUUUCCAGUUUUGAACUCAUCAAAUGUGAGGACCCAGGAACCCCCCAGUUUGGCUACAAGAUUCAUGAUGGAGGUCAUUUUGCAGGAAGUUCUGUGUCCUUCAGCUGUGACCCUGGCUACAGUCUGCGGGGCAGUGAGGAGCUGCUGUGUCUGAGUGGAGAGCGCAGGACCUGGGACCGGCCUCUCCCCACCUGUGUCGCUGAGUGUGGAGGGACAGUGAAAGGAGAGGCGACGGGACAGGUGCUGUCACCUGGGUAUCCAGCUCCCUAUGAACACAAUCUCAACUGCAUCUGGACCAUCGAAGCAGAUGCUGGCUGCACCAUUGGGCUCCACUUCCUGGUGUUCGACACGGAGGAGGUGCAUGACGUGCUGCGCAUCUGGGAUGGGCCCGUGGACAGCGGGGUCCUGCUGAAGGAGCUGAGCGGCCCCACCCUGCCCAAGGACCUGCACAGCACCUUCAACUCAGUCGUUCUGCAGUUCAGCACCGACUUCUUCACCAGCAAGCAGGGCUUUGCCAUUCAGUUCUCAGUGUCCACAGCAACAUCCUGCAAUGACCCUGGCGUGCCGCAGAAUGGGAGCCGGAGUGGCGACAGUUGGGAAGCGGGUGACUCCACGGUGUUCCAGUGUGACCCUGGCUAUGCACUGCAGGGAAGUGCAGAGAUCAGCUGUGUGAAGAUCGAGAACAGAUUCUUCUGGCAGCCCAGCCCACCAACGUGCAUCGGUACAAAGCAACUGCCGGGUGCACGCUGCCCUCUGUUCUCAACGGUUGUGUGCUCCAGACCCCUCUUUAACUUGGAGCCUGGUUAUGACUUCCUCCAUAUCUACGACGGACGGGACUCUCUCAGCCCUCUCAUAGGAAGCUUCUACGGCUCUCAGCUCCCAGGCCGCAUUGAAAGCAGCAGCAAUAGCCUCUUCCUCGCAUUCCGCAGCGAUGCAUCCGUGAGCAAUGCUGGCUUCGUCAUUGACUACACAGAAAACCCACGGGAGUCGUGUUUUGACCCUGGCUCCAUCAAGAAUGGCACACGAGUGGGAUCUGACCUGAAGCUGGGUUCCUCCAUCACCUACUACUGCCAUGGGGGCUAUGAUGUUGAGGGCUCCUCCACACUCAGCUGCAUCCUGGGGCCUGAUGGGAAGCCCGUGUGGAACAAUCCCCGGCCAGUCUGCACAGCCCCCUGUGGGGGACAGUAUGUGGGUUCAGAUGGAGUGGUCUUGUCCCCCAACUACCCCCAGAACUACACCAGUGGACAGACCUGCUUGUAUUUUGUCACCGUGCCCAAGGACUAUGUGGUGUUCGGCCAGUUCGCCUUCUUCCACACGGCCCUCAACGAUGUCGUGGAGGUGCAUGACGGCCACAGCCAGAGCUCCCGGCUCCUCAGCUCCCUCUCGGGCUCCCACACAGGUACCCAGGGCUCUGCCAGCAUGGGGGCGGGGGCGGACCGGGCAUCACAGGCCGGCUGAAAGGAAAGGGGCCCUGGAAGCACAGCUUUGUGUCUGUCAUGCUCUGGUGCUGUGUCUACCACAGGAUGGCCAGCUCCUGAGAGCCCACACACAGCAGGG